ACGCUUGUACGGGGUAAGUAAAAUUUAUCUUGCAAUACGAAACAUCAUACAGUAUCUUCAGUCAGAAAAUCGUCGUGGAUCAAAGAGAGAAACGAUCCAGGUGCGCCAAUCCGAUACUCGAAUCGGAUUCUAUGAUGGACCCUAUCGGAAAUUCUGCGAUCUUAGAACAUCCUAUCAGAUUCCGUCGUGUCCGGAUCCUACAGGAUAUAAAGUCGAAUUUCGUAGUUUCCAGCAGACGGAUCUUCACGGCUCCGAUAGGUGA
Adineta ricciae is the source of this 262-nucleotide messenger RNA. The record is from the annotation of a GenBank genome assembly. Lineage: Eukaryota; Metazoa; Rotifera; Eurotatoria; Adinetida; Adinetidae.